Erpetoichthys calabaricus (reedfish) is the source of this 1021-nucleotide messenger RNA. RefSeq names its product transmembrane protease serine 11D-like. Gene Ontology annotation, molecular function: serine-type endopeptidase activity. Lineage: Eukaryota; Metazoa; Chordata; Cladistia; Polypteriformes; Polypteridae. The transcript is spliced from 6 exons. The record is from RefSeq and is a predicted model, not a curated record. Gene Ontology annotation, biological process: proteolysis. Bases 1 to 909 code for a protein of 302 amino acids.
AUGAAGCUGUUAGACACCAAACUUUUAAAAGUUCUUGCCUUUUGUGGAGUCUUUCUCCUGCUAGCAGCUGUUGGGGGAGUGAUUGCACUGGUGGUAUUAUCACUUCAGAGUAAUAAUGUCAUAUGUGCAGAUAGUACAGGAUGCAAAAAUUCCACCAGUCUCCAAAAUUGCGACUGUGGAAUCUCAGCAGCUGCAACCAGUCGGAUAAUCGGAGGAAGUGAUGUUACUACUGGGCAAUUUCCAUUUCAAGUUAGCCUGCAAACUAACAGCUCACAUAUAUGUGGAGGGACGCUGGUUUCCUGCUCCUGGGUGCUCACUGCUCGACACUGUUUCAGUGGGUCCACAACUCCACAGGACUGGGUAGCUGUAGUUGGAACCCUGAAUUUGAAUGAUGUGACUUCCCCUAAUGUACAGAAAAGAGUUCUCAAGAAUAUCGUCUACUAUAACACUUCAAGCAGUAAUGAUAAUGAUAUUGCUCUUGUCGAGCUCCAAAGCCCUGUUGUAUUUACUGAGUUUGUUCAGCCUGCAUGUCUUCCUCUUGAUACGACGAUGCUGACUGUUGGACAGACGUGCACGAUCCUUGGCUGGGGAUUAACAAGUGAAGGAGGUUCACCAAGUUAUAACCUUUUACAAGCACAAAUAAACCUUUACAGCAACUCUGAAUGCCAGAACCUGUUAAAUACGCCCAUAACUAACAGUAUGAUCUGUGCCGGGGUGCCAAAUGGUGGAGCGGAUACAUGCCAGGGAGAUUCUGGAGGUCCUUUACUAUGUGCAGACAAUGAAACCAAAAAAUGGAUAGUAGCAGGCAUCACAUCAUCUGGACAUGGCUGUGGAAGACCCAAUUCUCCAGGUGUCUACACACGAACAACUGAUUUUAAUUCUUGGAUUAGAAGCUAUGUGUUUUCAUAACACAGCAGUGCAAUUAUAACUUGGGACAAUGACUUGGACAGUCAUGGUAUUUGUAUUUUUUGUAAUUUUAAAGGCCAUGAGUUCAUUCUGCAUUUCAUUUUUGGAAGAAACU